Molecule: messenger RNA, 5251 nt
Organism: Eublepharis macularius
Lineage: Eukaryota; Metazoa; Chordata; Lepidosauria; Squamata; Eublepharidae
Product: zinc finger protein 208-like
Exons: 3
Coding region: 22-3387 (1121 amino acids)
Biological process (GO): regulation of transcription by RNA polymerase II
Molecular function (GO): RNA polymerase II cis-regulatory region sequence-specific DNA binding; DNA-binding transcription factor activity
Source: RefSeq, a predicted model, not a curated record
AGCAAGGCAAAGGGGAGCCACAUGGAGGUCUGCGGGGCUGCUCGUCUCCCUCGGCUGGAGGGGGACUUUGGCCUUCGCGCCUCCGCGGGAAAGACAUCACCAGUGACCUUUGAGGAGGUGGCCGUGUUCUUCACGGAGGAGGAAUGGGCUCUCCUGGAUCCGGACCAAAGAAAACUCUACUGGGAAGUGAUGGAGGAAAACUACGAGGCUGUGGUCUCCCUGGAUGAGAGGGACACGGAAACUGAGAAGGAACAAGACACGUUGAUUGUGGAAAGAAAUGUAGAUCUGCAGGUAGAAGCAAAAUUUGAAGUUCAAAUGGGACCCAAGAGAGAGUUGAUAAGCAAAAGGAAAGCAAAAGAGAAGCAGAGAAAAGAAUCGGUAGCCCAUCAGAGCAGGAAGCUGCGUGAGUUCUCAGCCCAAGAUGAAAUACGGAAGAGAAAGAGAAGACAUAAGUGUCCACUGAUUGAGAAAGGGUUGAACUGCAAACUCAGAGUUAAAAAAUAUCAGAACAUUACAACCUGCUGGAAAAAAUGUACAUACUUGGAGUAUGGAAACAUGCUUCAGAAUAGCAAGCUAGCUAAACAUCAGAGGAUGCAUAGGGGGGGAAAGCCCUAUAGAUUCAUGGAGUGUGGGGAUAACUUCUCUCAGAAUAACACCCUGACUAAACAUCAAAAGAUUCCCUCAGGGGAGAAGCCACAUAAGUGCUUGAAGUGUGGAGAUGGAGAGAGCUCCCCUUACGUUAGUGAUGUCACUAGACAUCAUACGAUAUAUAAAGGAGAGAAACCAUAUAAAUGCUUGGAAUGUGGAAAGAGCUUCUCUCUGAAGGGCAUCCUAACUAAACAUUGCAAGGUCCACACAGGGGAGAAGCCAUAUAAAUGCUUGGAGUGUGGGAAGAGCUUCUCUGAGAAGGGCAUCCUAACUCGCCAUCAAAAUGUUCACACAGGGGAAAAGCCAUAUAAAUGCUUAGAAUGUGGGAAGACCUUCUCUUGGAAUGGUGCUCUAAGGAGCCAUCAAAAAGUUCACACAGGGGAGAAGCCAUAUAAAUGCUUAGAAUGUGGGAAGAGCUUCUCUCGGAAUUACCACCUAACUAUCCAUCAAAAGGUUCACACAGGGGAGAAGCCAUAUAAAUGCUUAGAAUGUGGGAAGACCUUCUCUUCGAAUGGUGCCCUAAGGAGUCAUCAAAAAGUUCACACGGGGGAGAAGCCUUAUAAAUGCUUGGAAUGUGGGAAGAGCUUCUCUCGGAAUUACAUCCUAACUAUCCAUCAAAAGGUUCACACAGGGGAGAAGCCAUAUAAAUGUUUAGAAUGUGGGAAGGGCUUCUCCCAGAAGUGCACCGUAAGUAUCCAUCGAAAGAUUCACACAGGAGAGAAGCCAUAUAAAUGCUUGGAGUGUGGGAAGAACUUCUCUCGGAAUAGCCAGGUAACUAGACAUCACAAGGUACACACAGGGGAGAAGCCAUAUAAAUGCUUGGAGUGUGGGAAGAGCUUCUCCCUGAAGGACAACCUAAGUAGACAUCAAAAGGUACACACAGGGGAGAAGCCUUAUAAAUGCUUGGAGUGUGGGAAGAGCUUCUCGGAGAAGGGUGGCCUAACUAGCCAUCAAAAGGUCCACACGGGGGAGAAGCCUUAUAAAUGCUUGGAGUGUGGGAAGAGCUUCUCUCCUAGUAGCACCCUAGCUAAACAUUGCAAGGUUCACACAGGGGAGAAGCCAUUUAAAUGCUUGGAGUGUGGGAAGAGCUUCUCUGUGAAUAGCAAGCUAACUAAACAUCAAAAGGCCCACACAGGAGAGAAGCCAUAUAAAUGCUUGGAAUGUGGGAAGAGCUUCUCCCAGAAGGGCACCCUAAGUAGGCAUCGAAAGGUUCACACACGGGAGAAGCCAUAUGAAUGCUUGGAGUGUGGGAAGAGCUUCUCUCGGAGUGGCCACCUAGGUAGCCAUCAAAAGGUCCACACAGGAGAGAAGCCAUAUAAAUGCUUGCAAUGUGGGAAGAGCUUCUCUCAGAAGGGCCACCUAAGUAGCCAUCAAAAGGUCCACACAGGGGAGAAGCCAUAUAUAUGCUCAGAAUGUGGGAAGAGCUUCUCUCUGAAGGGCUACCUAGCUAAACAUCGCAAGGUUCACACAGGGGAGAAGCCAUAUAAAUGCUUGGAGUGUGGGAAGAGCUUCUCUGAGAAGGGCAUCCUAACUUGCCAUCAAAAUGUUCACACAGGGGAAAAGCCAUAUAAAUGCUUAGAAUGUGGGAAGACCUUCUCUUGGAAUGGUGCUCUAAGGAGCCAUCAAAAAGUUCACACAGGGGAGAAGCCAUAUAAAUGCUUAGAAUGUGGGAAGAGCUUCUCUCGGAAUUACCACCUAACUAUCCAUCAAAAGGUUCACACAGGGGAGAAGCCAUAUAAAUGCUUAGAAUGUGGGAAGACCUUCUCUUCGAAUGGUGCCCUAAGGAGCCAUCAAAAAGUUCACACGGGGGAGAAGCCAUAUAAAUGCUUCGAACGUGGGAAGAGCUUCUCUCGGAAUUACAUCCUAACUAUCCAUCAAAAGGUUCACACAGGGGAGAAGCCAUAUAAAUGCUUAGAAUGUGGGAAGGGCUUCUCCCAGAAGUGCGCCAUAAGUAUCCAUCGAAAGAUUCACACAGGAGAGAAGCCAUAUAAAUGCUUGGAGUGUGGGAAGAACUUCUCUCGGAAUAGCCAGGUAACUAGACAUCGCAUGGUACACACAGGGGAGAAGCCAUAUAAAUGCUUGGAGUGUGGGAAGAGCUUCUCCCUGAAGGACAGCCUAAGUAAACAUCAAAAGGUACACACAAGGGAGAAGCCUUAUAAAUGCUUGGAGUGUGGGAAGAGAUUCUCGGAGAAGGGUGGCCUAACUAGCCAUCAAAAGGUCCACACGGGGGAGAAGCCUUAUAAAUGCUUGGAGUGUGGGAAGAGCUUCUCUCAUAGUAGCACCCUAGCUAAACAUUGCAAGGUUCACACAGGGGAGAAGCCGUUUAAAUGCUUGGAGUGUGGCAAGAGCUUCUCUGUGAAUAGCAACCUAACUAAACAUCAAAAGGUCCACACAGGAGAGAAGCCAUAUAAAUGCUUGGAAUGUGGGAAGAGCUUCUCCCAGAAGGGCACCCUAAGUAGGCAUCGAGAGGUUCACACAGGAGAGAAGCCAUAUAAAUGCUUGGAAUGUGGGAAGAGAUUCUCCCAGAAGGGCAACCUAACUACCCAUCGCAAGGUUCACACAGGGGAGAAGCCAUAUGAAUGUUUGGAGUGUGGGAAGAGCUUCUCUCAGAAGGCCAACCUAACUAGCCAUCAAAAGGUUCACACAGGGGAGAAGCCAUAUAAGUGCUUAGAAUGUGGAAAGAGCUUUAGUGUGAGAAGGAGCCUUAACUUACACCACAAGAUUCACGCAGGAGAAUAGUUGUCCAAUCAAGUCAGCAUGUGGAAAACCAAUCAAAGUGGCUGAACUGGGCUGCUUGUAGCCGUGAUGUGAUUUAUGGUUGCGUCCCUCACAAGGAUCAUCUUUCUGCCCAAUUUCCUCCUUCCAUCUUUUUCCUCCAUCCCCCCCCCUUUCUUUUUGUUAGCUUUAUAUAUAUGUACGUUGCACCCCUAGUGAACAAACAUACAUAUUUUUCUGUGUAUUCUCUUCAAGCCUCUCAUGUUAAUGGAUCAUUCACCAAGCUGGUGAGAUUGAUUAAGGCCUCCUAUUACCAUAUAGAAAAUGACAAGUGCUGUAACUUUCUAGUGGAAAGAAUUUUGAUUCUAUUUCAAAAAUUGUGAUAUUGUAGAUUAAACUUCUAUCCUCCCCCUCAACGAUCAAUAACUAAUGUAACGUAUCAUCUUCUUUAUCUCUUAGGGCUAUCUUAGGUGGUUUGCUAUUUUGAUUCUUUUGUGUAAAAAAUGAAUAGGUGUCACCUGCUUGGACAAGGGCGCUCUCAUCUCUAUUCCCUCAGUUUAGAUCGGCUGGUGGCAUUGGAGAGCCUGGAAUGUAUCAAAUGCAUUUGGCAGUUUUUAUUUCUUUUCUGUGUCAUGGGAAGAUCAUCCCUUCUUUUCAGUGCAGUUAAUGUGAUGCAAGGCUUCUGUUUCCAGUGGCUCACUGCUGUAGAACUGUCGUUGGAACACGACCAGGGAAGAUAAUUCAAGAGCACCUGGAUAUCUGCUGUUCAUUAUGUGUCAUCUCAUGCCUCAAAAGGCUCAGCUUUAAGCACGUAAAUCCAAAUGGAGAGGUUUUUAUUGUCAUGUGUAAAGUUGCCUGGAAAGGUUUGUGCUUCUUCUCAACCAAGAAAAUAGAGGUGAAACUCCAGCUCAUCCUGAAGUAGCCAGACAAAUAAAUCGACCCUGUCUGAGAAAUUGUUUCCCUCAGAUGGAAAGAACUGGUAUGGAGCCACCAUCAGAAGAUGAAUAAUGGCUGCCUGAUGGAUUCCAGCCAUUUUAACAUAACCUGAGAACAGAUGAGAAAACUCUGCAGAAUAUCUAUCAAUAUCGACUGAGACUUCUGAAAUUCAUGAAGAUAAAGCAUUGUCCUGCUAAUCGUACUAUAUAAUUGAGUAAGCGUAUUCAAGAUAACUAACUCGCUUCUUAUCCUGGUGCACCACCAGAUGGUGCUGCCGUGGAGGGAAGCCCAGGCAAGGCACCAUGUCCCUCCAGAAAACGUGCCAUGGCAGGAAGUCCAGGAUGGGAUCAGGUGGCAAUGCCAGCCCCAACCUUAAUGCAGCUGAAAUUGGGAGCGGAGCAGGGCGCAAUGCCCACCCCAAGCCUUAACUGGUAUUAGGAGUGGAGCAAGUGGCAAUGCCCACCUCCCCUUAACCUAACUGGGAUCAAGAGCAGAUUGCAAUGCCCACCCUCUCCUUCACCUAGCUGGGAUCAGGAGCUGAGGAGGUGGAAAUGCCCACACCCGUCUUAACCUAGCUGGUAUUAGGAGCAGAGCACGUGGCAAUGCCAGCCUCCCUUCACCCAGCUGGGAUCAGGAGCAGAGCAGAUGGCAAUGCCCUUCCUCCAUCAGCAAGCAGGGAUCAUUUUUUCACUGGCUAUUUUUGUAUAAUAUAAUAGCUAGUGAACAUGUGAUGAUAGGAAACGGGAAUUGACAAUUACGCUGGCAAUAUACCCGUCCAGCUGCAGCUGUAUUGUAGAUAUUACCAUCAGCAUUGAAAUUGCUACACACACCCGGUGGAGAGUUAAUAUACACCACUCUCAAGAUUUUCAUCAGAGAAAUUGGAGCAUUUGUUCACAAAUUGGCCUAUAAACUUUUCCAGCACAUCAGCAAAGUUGGAGCAAUUGCCCUCAAA